CGGAAGUGGAGUGUAUUAUAUUGUGAAGCUUGAUGCCGGUCUGAGCCGGAUAUUGACUGAUCUCCUCAGACUUCAAGAAGUUGCGAGUUGUGCCUCAGCAGCUGGACCUCUGGUAGUUGCUCAUCAUUGUUGUUGUUCUGGGAGAGCUAAUGAUGGGCCACAAGGUUGUCCUCGGGGUUCAGUGGCCCCGUCACAUCCAAGUUAUAUUGCUGAUGGGGGUUCUCUUCAUCCUGCCGACGUCAGUUUUGGCAGAGAGCCAAGACUACUACAGUCUGCUGGGAGUCGGUAGGGAGGCCACAACCAGAGAGAUACGACAAGCGUUCAAGAAGCUUGCACUCACCAUGCAUCCAGACAAAAACCCUGGGGAUACCUCUGCCCAUGACAAGUUUCUGCAGUUGAAUCGAGCCUAUGAAGUUCUGAAAGAUGAAGAUCUCCGGAAGAAAUAUGAUAAAUAUGGUGAAAAGGGAUUGGAUGAGCAGCAGCAGGGAGGACGCUAUGAGAGCUGGAACUACUACCGAUAUGACUUUGGUAUCUAUGAUGAUGAUCUGGAGAUCAUCACACUGGACAGCGGAGACUUUGAAGCAGCAGUGAACUCUGGCGAAAUCUGGUUCAUUAACUUCUAUUUCCCACGAUGUUCACACUGUCACCAGCUGGCUCCAACGUGGAGGGACUUUGCCAAGGAGAUGGAUGGAGUCAUCAGAAUUGGAGCCGUGAACUGUGGAGACAAUAACCAUAUGUGCAGGAGGAAAGGCAUCAACAGCUACCCAAGUCUGUUUAUCUACAGAGCAGGACAGAAACCAGAGAAGUUUAAUGGGGAGCGUUAUAAAGACAACCUGGUCCGCUUCUCCAUGCAGUUCAUCACAACAUCUGUCACUCAGCUCUGGCAAGGUAAUGUUUUCAACGAGAUAGAGAGUGCAUUCUCAACAGGGCUUGGCUGGCUGAUCACCUUCUGCUCUGACACUGGAGAUUGCCUGGAGCCAACAACACGACACAAAGUGGCUGGAAUGUUGGAAGGUCUCAUUAAGGUGGGGUGGAUGGACUGCACCUCACAGGAACAGCUCUGUGAGAGUUUCCAGGUGACCACUGGAGCGACUGCUUUGUUCCCACCUGGGAGUUCUUUGGAUCAAAAAGGCAGCGUAUUGUGGCUGAACACCCUUGACACUAAAGAGAUUUACAAUCAGGUCAUCAACCAUCUACCUGAUCUGCAACUGCUGACCGGUGACAGCUUCCAGGGGAAGCUUGCCCAUCAUCGCUGGUUGGUGAGUUUUACGUUUGGAGACAGAACCUCCACCUCCAAUGAGUACAAGAAGCUACAAGCUUUGCUCCGAAACGACCACAUACAGGUCAGCAGAGUCAACUGUAUAGCAGACUCAGAGUUGUGUCAGUCUCUCUUCAUCCAUAAACCUUGUGUUGCUGUCUUCAAAGGAUUAGGAAUCCAUGACUUCGAGAUCCACCAUGGUAAAGAUGUUUUAUACAACAUUGUGGCUUUCGCAAGGGACAGCGUUCGUGCUCAUGUGACGACUCUGAGACCUGACAAUUUUCCGUCAGACAGAAAGGAGCCAUGGCUGGUUGACUUCUUUGCUCCGUGGUGUCCUCCAUGUCGAGCCUUACUGCCUGAACUGAGGAAAGCUUCAAUCCAGUUGGCAGGGCAGAUAAAGUUUGGUACUCUGGACUGUACCAUCCACCACAACCUCUGCUCUAUGUAUAAUAUUCAGGCUUAUCCUACCACAGUGAUCUUUAAUGGUUCCUCUGUUCAUGAAUAUGAAGGACAACAUUCGGCUGAUGGCAUCCUGGAUUUCAUACAGGAUCUGGUCCAUCCAUCUGUGGUGGUCCUGGAUCCGCCUAGCUUCACUGAGAGAGUUAAAGGUCGAGAUGAAGGGCAGAUCUGGGCAGUUGAUUUCUAUGCUCCAUGGUGCGGUCCCUGUCAGGCUCUGAUGCCAGAGUGGAGACGUAUGGCCAGGUUGCUGUCAGGUCAGAUCCUGGUUGGUUCAGUUGACUGUCAGCAGUUUCAGUCAUUCUGUCAGAGUCAGAAUGUGAGGGCGUACCCUGAAAUCCGCCUGUACCUUGGCAAUACCUGGCAGUCAGAUCGUUACAUGAGAUACAAUGGUUGGCACAGAGAUGCCCAUUCACUGAGAGCGUGGGCACUGAGCUCUUUGCCCAGAGUGUCUGUGGACCUGACUCCAGAGUCCUAUCGGUCUCAGGUUCUAUCAGGCCAGGAUCACUGGAUUUUGGAUUUUUACGCCCCGUGGUGUGGACCCUGUCAACACUUUGCCCCAGAGUUUGAAGUCCUAGCUCGGAUUCUUAAAGGGGAGGUUCGAGCAGGGAAGGUGGACUGCCAGGCUCAUCAUCAGACCUGUCAAUCAGCUGGAAUCAGUGCCUACCCUACCGUCAGAUUCUACCCAUACCUGGAAACGGGGAGGCAUGAACACAGUGGGGAACCUCUAAAUAGCCGGGAUGCUAACGUAAUCGCUGACACCAUCAGACAACGACUACAGCAGCUGUCAACGCGGUUUCACAACAAACAAAAGGAUGAACUUUGAUGAUCUUUCAGUGGUGAUGGGAGAAAGACCUGUAAUCUGAUAGGUCAAGGAUGGGCAGAAGUGGAUUUGACUGGUCCAGCACAAACAUCAGUCAGUUAACACUCCUUGAAAAGUAACAAACAGACUGACUGUUACCUGCUGUGCUAAAUGUGCUAAAUACUUCUGCCUUGUUUUAUUUGUUUGGAUUUUGUCUUCAUUGGUUGUAUUUACUCUAUGACGUAAAACUGUGAGACACUGUAUACUGGAUAUGUAAUUGAACCACACACACACAGGUGUGUGUAAAAACUGGUGAACACAAUAAAAAAUGUAUUUCUAUUAAGA
This is a messenger RNA of Acanthopagrus latus (yellowfin seabream), 2861 nucleotides long. It is a transcript of the gene dnajc10, whose product is annotated as DnaJ (Hsp40) homolog, subfamily C, member 10. Lineage: Eukaryota; Metazoa; Chordata; Actinopteri; Spariformes; Sparidae. The coding region runs from base 150 to 2540 and encodes 796 amino acids. The transcript has 25 exons. The record is from RefSeq and is a predicted model, not a curated record.